Messenger RNA from Neoarthrinium moseri, 1506 nucleotides. RefSeq lists its product as uncharacterized. Bases 1 to 1506 code for a protein of 501 amino acids. NCBI's taxonomy places the organism in Eukaryota, Fungi, Ascomycota, Sordariomycetes, Amphisphaeriales, Apiosporaceae. The record is from RefSeq and is a predicted model, not a curated record. The transcript is spliced from 6 exons. Gene Ontology annotation, molecular function: FAD binding.
AUGAAGUCACUAUCGAUCUUUCACUGCGUUAGCCUGGGUCUGAUGGGUGUCUUGGGCCUUGUCAAAGAGCUCCGCUCCGCGACGGAAAACUCAGCUUCCUGUUGUACCGCCAUUGAGGCAGAAUACCCAAAUCAGGUGAUAUAUCAGGUUGAUGAGACCUACGAAGAGGCGAAUGCCCGCUGGACGCAGAAUGCGCAGCUGGCACCCACAUGCAUCUUCUUGCCGGAAACAGCUCACGAUGUUUCGACGGCAGUCAAGAUAUUUGUCGCCCAGGCAUGCCCCUUCUCCAUCAAGUCCGGUGGGCACACGCCAUGGGCAGGCGCCAACGAUAUCGACGGCGGUAUUGCUAUAGAUUUCAGCAAGAUGAACGACACCGCCGUGUCUGAUGACCGUUCCUAUGUACGCCUGGGCCCCGGGGGCACUUGGCACAAUAUCUAUAAGCAGCUAAACGGUACCGGGCUUGCUUUCCCUGGGGGACGUUGUCCCGGGACUGGUGUUGGAGGACUUACACUCGGCGGUGGAUACUCAUGGUUUACCGGCAGAGUUGGUUUCGUUGCGGAUAAUAUCAUCAACUACGAAAUCGUCCUGGCCAACGGCGACAUUCGGAAUGUGAACGCUACCGACGACGCUGACCUUUACCUAGCCCUCAAGGGUGGAAGUAACAACUUUGGGGUCGUCACACAUUUCGAUCUGAGCGUUUUUGAGCACAGACAGCGCAUCUACGGCGGUCUUGCGAUCGUCCCUAUUAACGUUACAGACGCUGUCCUCGAGCGGUUCAGUGAGCUUGUCUCAGCAAGCAAGGACUUUCCCGAGUCGGACGCGACACUUGAAUUCUUUCUCAACGGCACCAACGCAGCCGGUCAGCAAAUCUUGCUGUGGCUUAGCGACACCGACGAUACCAACUUGAAUGGCCCUCAUGAGGCUUUGCAGCCGCUCCUUGACCUGGAGCCCAAAAUCCUUGACAGAGUUGGCGUGACAACUUUGGUGGAUUAUCCGCAUGAUGUCCCACCAGUCACUAGGGUGCUCAUGACGACGGCUACUUUCGUUAAUGCCCCGUCCGUCGUUCAAGGCGUGCAUCAACUGACGCUCGAUCAUUUUGAGAAAAGCUUCUCAGGCAUACCAAACCUAGUAUUCGAUUUUCAAUACACCCCUAUUCCACGUCAUGUCACAGAGCAGAGCCUGGUGAGAGGCGGUAAUAUCAUGGGUCUAAACGACACAACUGAUGAUCUUAUAAUCGUACUGUUGAUGCCGCUUUGGCAAGAUGCUGCAUAUGAUGAUGAUAUUUAUGCCUUGUCGCAGGAUUGGCUUAGGUUGAUCCAUGACUACACGAACAGUGUUGGCGCUGGAAGCCCUUUUGAGUUUGUCAACUACGCAGCGCCUUUCCAGGACCCAAUGGCCAGCUAUGGGGACAGUAACCUUGAGUUCCUAAGAGGCGUCAGUGAAAAAUACGAUCCGGGCAGAGUGUUCCAGAAACUGGUUCCUGGAGGUUUCAAGCUGGGUAUUUGA